CAAGGCAUUAAGAAGGCGGAGCUUGGAGCAGCGGCAGAAAUUGACUAUAUAUUCAUAAACGAUGCAAAGCGCCGUAAGAUCGACGCAACAAAAUUAAAAAACUCGACGUGUUCAACUAGAGGUCGCUACUUAACAACAACGGCUGAAUUUAAAUUUUACGGUUGGGAAAUGUUGCCCGAGCGCCAAACAGCCGCUGGUCCUAACUUUCGCUAAUUCCAAUGGUGUCUAGUACUUGGCGCCCUCGAGGACUCCUUUAUCCUGUGACUCGAUUGGCAUCGUUUUUAAAUAAGUGUCAAGUGUUUCGCGUAUAAACUCAGUGUCUAAAACUUCCAAUUUGUUCCGAGUUGUGAUAUGUUCUUUAGUUAUGUUAUUGAUUACUCUAGGCACUAAUUUAUCAAAGGUCAAAAAUUGAUUUUCGUUUCAACUGUUCAAUAACUAGGGUUGUUUUCGUCUACUAAUUUCGUUGUUUAAUUUUUCCGAAGUUUGUCCAGACUCAGUUAAUAUUUAUUUAAGAUGACAGAUGAUUUAGUAAAAGUAGCUGUGAGGAUAAGACCUAUGAUACAGUCAGAACUUGAUAAAGGUUCUCAAACAUGUCUUAAUGUUAUUCCUGGGCAGCAACAAAUACAUAUUCCCUCAGCUGAAAAAGCAUUUACAUUCAAUUAUGUAUUUGCUUCAGAUAGUUCACAAGAACAUUUUUAUAAUUCUGCUAUUAAAAAUAUGGUAUCCAAUAUUUUUGAAGGAUACAAUGUAACUAUUUUGGCUUAUGGUCAAACUGGAAGUGGCAAAACAUUUUCAAUGGGUACCAAUUACAAUGAAAAUGAUGCAAAUUGUGGCAUUAUUCCUAGAGCUGUUCAUGAUAUUUUUGAACAAAUUGGACUAAAAAAAGAUUGGGAUUUCACUGUAACUGUUUCUUUUAUGGAAUUAUAUAAAGAGCAACUGUAUGAUUUACUUUCGAAGAAACCUCGUAAUCAAUGCGCUGUUGACAUUCGUGAGGAUGUCAAAGGAAUCAGGAUUGUCGGUUUAACAGAAGUGCCAGUUAAUGAUACAGCAAGUACAUUACAAUGUUUAGCUGAGGGCUCUUUGUGUCGAGCCACUGGUGCUACUGCAAUGAAUGUGCAGAGCAGUAGAAGUCAUGCCAUUUUCACAAUAUCUGUUAAACAAGAAAAAAAGAAUGAACCGGAUUCCGCAAAGUUUGCCAAAUUUCAUUUGGUAGAUUUAGCUGGAUCUGAAAGAAGUAAAAAAACACAAGCUACAGGGGAAAGAUUUAAAGAAGGUGUUAAUAUAAACAAAGGCCUCCUAGCACUUGGAAACGUCAUUUCACAACUUGGAGAAAAUGGUAAUUCUUCCUAUGUUGGAUACAGGGAUAGUAAGCUUACUCGGUUGUUACAAGAUUCACUUGGGGGAAACUCUGUAACGCUCAUGAUAGCAUGUGUUAGUCCUGCUGACUAUAAUAUAGAAGAAACAAUAAGUACUUUGAGGUAUGCGGACCGUGCCAAAAAGAUUAAAAACAAACCCAUAGUCAAUCAAGAUCCACACAUAGCUGAAAUAACAAAUCUAAAAAAGAUAAUAAAAGAAUUGCAAUCAGCUUUGUACACCAGUCCUGAUGUGAACAAUGGAAAUAGUUGUCCUCCAGAACAUCAAGAACUUGUAGAGAAAAAUCGAUCACUUCAGCGAAAACUUAGAGGACUCACUGAAACUUUAAAUAGUAAUCUAGCAGAAAUGGUACAUAUGCAUGAAAUAGCUGAUUUAGCUGAACAAUCUAGGGAGCAAUUUAAAACCUCUAUUGCUGCUAUUUUGGAAGAUUGCGAAAAUUUAUUAAAGGAAUUUGAUAGUGACUCUUCUACGAUGGAAAGUCAAAAAACCAAAUUAGAAAAUAUUUGCUUUAAAAUAAUGGCUAUUCAAAAAGAGCAGAAAGAAGCAAUAGACAAACUUGUUACUUAUGAACUAUCCAUGGAAUGUAACAAUGAUUUGAGUACCAAUUCAGAAAUCUUGUCUAAUAGCAUAGAAAAUCCAAAUAUACACAAUGAGACAUAUGAUUUAGAUGAAAAACAUGAAGAACAUACUUUACAACAAGCAGAAAGAGUUGAGGAUGUUCAAUAUAUUAAUAGACAAUUAGCUAUAAAAGAAGAAUUGGUAUCUAAUUUGCUGAAAAAUUCUUCUCAAGUAGCAGAGUACCAAAAAGAGUUGGAUGAAAUGGAGCAAGAAAUUAAAACUUUGCAUGCUGAAAAGGAUGAACUGUUACAACAAUUGAAAAAUGUUCAGGCUAAUAAUGCUAGUGCAAAAUUGGCAGAAGCACGACGUAAAAAAGUACAGGAGUUAGAGAAAAAAAUUGCUGAAUUGCAGAGAAAAUGUCUUGAACAAAAUAAAGUAAUCAAAAAUAAAGAAAAAUCUGAUAUUCAAAUAAAAAGUCUAUCCAAUGAGAUAACGAAUCUCAAACAAACCAAAGUGAAAUUAAUCCGAAGUAUGCGUUCUGAAACUGACAAAUUUAAUAAAUGGAAAAGGUCAAGAGAACAGGAGCUUGUGAAAUUAAAAGAUCAAGAUAGAAAACGACUUAAUCAAAUCAACAAAAUGCAGGCUGAGCACAACAAACAAAAGAAUGUGUUCAGAAGAAAAAUGGAAGAAGCUCAAGCUAUUCAAAAAAGACUAAAAGAUGCCUUGGAUUUACAAAAGCGUGCAACUUUGAGAAAAGAGAAAACUGCCAAUGCAAAAGAUGAUAUUCACGCUUGGGUAACACAAGAGCUAGAAGUAUUACUCAGUACAGUUUAUGCAGAAUGCACUCUCAAUAAACUGAAAAAAGAUAAAGCUGUAUUUGCCAAACAAUUGGCUGAAUUGCAAUUACAAAAGGAAUCUCAACCGUCACAGUCAAAUCAAGCUCAGAUUUCAGAACUAAUGGAAUUUGUCGAGUUGAGGAAUAAACAAAUUAAAAAUUUAGAACAAAAUAUUCAAGAGUCUAAUCAAGAAAAUAGAGCUAAAACGAGGUGGCAGUCACUAUCUUCUAUGACUGAUGCUAAAGAAGCUCUGAAAACCUUAUUUGAUAUUACAGCAGCAAAGGGGAAAGACUUUAGUUUGCUUCAAUCAAAAUACAAUGACUUGGAGGAAACUGUAGAAAAAAUGAAGGCUCAAAUUGAAAAAUAUGAAAUUAGAGAAUCUAAUUCAAAAUUACGAAAAAAAGAUUUGGGUUUACCAGAGCAGAGAGAUGAUUUAUUGGACGAUUCCGAAAAAGAUACACAAAUUGAACAAUUAAAACAACAAGUUGAAGAGUAUAAACAAAAGAUUGACAUUUUAGAAAAUAGAAUUCUAACUGAACGUGAUGGCAAUUCAAGGGAGUCAAGACACAAUAAGAACCCAAAGCCAAAACCUAAACCUCUAACAGAUCUCUAUGAAACUUCAUUUGGUUUUACAGAUGAAAGCAUGAUCAAUGAUGAUGAUGAUGAAAAUGAUCCAGAUUGGACAAAAACUCCUUUAUACAGUAGGAUUCAAAAGCUUGAGAAAACAACAAAAAAUGUUGGAAAGGACACUACAGCUGUGCCAAUGAAAAGAUCAUUUAGCGGGGAGGUAAAAUGUUCUUGUAAAACUCACUGUUCAUCUAGACUUUGUACGUGUAGACGCAAUGAAGUAUCUUGUGGAAAUUGUAAUUGUGAUCCAAACUUAUGUCAAAAUCAAUUUACUGAAAAUACGCGACGUACUCUUUUCACAGAUGUGAAAACUGAACAAGAACUUGAGAAUGGUGAAAUGAAAAAGAUUAAAUUGGAAAUCAAAUCGGAAUAACGCAAUUUCACUGUUUAUUGUUAUUUAAUUAGAAGUUAAUUAAGUCUUUUAAGAAGUGAUGAAGCAUGAUAUUGUGGAGAUCAAAUUCUACUGUUAUAAUAUUUAGGAAAAUAAAGCUUAGCUUUACCAAUAUUUUGUCAAGCAACUAUCAUAACAAAUACAAUGUUAAAAUUGUUAAAUAAGGAAUUAAAAAAUUUUUCUGAAUAAAAUUUUUUUUGUAUUUUUAAAA
This is a messenger RNA of Trichogramma pretiosum, 3997 nucleotides long. RefSeq names its product chromosome-associated kinesin KIF4 (gene Klp3A). Bases 514 to 3768 code for a protein of 1084 amino acids. Gene Ontology annotation, molecular function: ATP binding; microtubule motor activity; microtubule binding. The transcript has 13 exons. The record is from RefSeq and is a predicted model, not a curated record. NCBI's taxonomy places the organism in Eukaryota, Metazoa, Arthropoda, Insecta, Hymenoptera, Trichogrammatidae. Gene Ontology annotation, biological process: microtubule-based movement; mitotic spindle organization.